AUGCUUCGUCGUACCUUUAACAAGCGUGCACGUGAUGAUCUUGCUUACUGUCGUCGUUUGUUGCACAUUCCGUGUAGCGAACCAGAGGCUGACUCUAAGGUAACUUCUGAAAUGAUUGGUAUAGUUUCAAAGAAAGAAGCAACUCAACAUUGGCGCAAGGAUUGGCAAGAUUUGAGAAAGAAUCGAUUAACCGCCAGUAAUUUCUCGCGUGCUAUUGGUUUUUGGCCUGAGGGUAGACACAAGCUUUGGUUAGAGAAAGUAGGUGUAGAUAAGCAAUUCUCUGGAAGCCGAGCCACGGUUUGGGACAUUGAUAAUGAGGUUGAAGCACUCGCGAGAUACACCGAGUUAACGGGGAACGAAAUCCUCAUGCCUGAAUUCGUUGUUUAUAAAAACGGCGAAAACACUGAAGAUAACUGGUUAGGAGCUUCCCCUGAUGGAUUGAUCGAUGGAGUUAAAGAUGGAGUUACUUCAACCGGCGUGUUAGAAGUAAAAUGUCCGUUUGAUAAUAAGGGGAAAGCGCGUCCGUGGAAGAAGCUUCCUUGGCAUUGUGUUCCACAAGUUCAAGGUUUAAUGGAGAUUGUUAAUACAGAUUGGUUGGAUUUGUAUUGUUGGACUCGCAACGGAAGCAGUCUCUUUAGAGUUUGGCGAGAUACGGAGUAUUGGGAGGAAAUGAAACCGGCACUUGUUGAUUUUUGGGAGAAGCAUGUUCUACCUGCAAGAGAGGUAUACAAUGACAUUGAUGUUAAAGACCCUCAUGUGAAGCUGAGAGAGUUUAAGCCGAUUCGUCGGCAUGAAGAUUGCAAGAAGCUUAUUCUUGGAGCUGAGAUACUUAGCGAAAAAGCUAACCGUUUGUUCUAUGAAAUCGAUGGGAAUCUUGUAGAUUGA
Arabis nemorensis is the source of this 885-nucleotide messenger RNA. NCBI's taxonomy places the organism in Eukaryota, Viridiplantae, Streptophyta, Magnoliopsida, Brassicales, Brassicaceae. The record is from the annotation of a GenBank genome assembly.